Castor canadensis (American beaver) is the source of this 1424-nucleotide messenger RNA. NCBI's taxonomy places the organism in Eukaryota, Metazoa, Chordata, Mammalia, Rodentia, Castoridae. The record is from RefSeq and is a predicted model, not a curated record.
GAGUGUCAAAGCCAGCCACAUUCUGAUCUCUGUGGAUGGGAAGGUCUACCUGUCUGGCUUACGCAGCAACCUCAGCAUGAUCAGCCAUGGGCAGCGGCAGCGUGCGGUCCACGAUUUCCCCAAGUACAGCAUCAAGGUUCUGCCUUGGCUCAGCCCAGAGGUCCUCCAGCAGAAUCUUCAGGGUUAUGAUGCCAAGUCUGACAUCUACAGCGUGGGCAUCACGGCCUGUGAACUGGCCAAUGGCCAUGUCCCCUUUAAGGAUAUGCCUGCCACUCAGAUGCUGUUGGAGAAACUGAAUGGCACAGUGCCCUGCCUGCUGGACACCAGCACCAUCCCUGCUGAGGAGCUGACCAUGAGCCCCUCAUGCUCAGUGGCCAAUCCUGGCCUGGGUGAGAGCUUGGCCACCAGCACCCCCCGGCCUUCCAACGGGGACUCACCUUUCCACCCUUACCACCGAACCUUCUCCCCCCACUUUCACCACUUUGUGGAGCAGUGCCUUCAGCGCAACCCUGAUGCAAGGCCCAGUGCCAGCACUCUCCUGAGCCACUCCUUCUUCAAGCAGAUCAAGCGACGUGCCUCAGAGGCUUUGCCUGAGUUACUUCGUCCUGUCACCCCCAUCACCAAUUUUGAGGGCAGCCAGUCUCAGGAUCAGAGUGGAAUCUUUGGCCUGGUGACAAACCUGGAAGAGCUGGAGGUGGAUGACUGGGAGUUCUAAGCCUCUGUAGACUGUGUUCUCCAGCCCUGGAGCUGGAGCUCUGUGGGGGCUCUGUGGGCCCUCUCCGAGGGCUGGCAUAUGCCCACCAUCCCUGGUGCAGACUGGGUAGAAAGGACAUUCUGCCAGCAGAGCUGGCUGGAGGGGCAUUCCUCCUGAAGAGACUUCUUUGCUGCUCCAUGGCUUUUGAGUCACAAGGGAAUUCCAGUCACGAGGGAUCAGGAGGGGUUGGAAAGUUCACAUGUCCUGUCCUACAAGCUCAGGGGACCUCCUCAGAAGAAAAUGCUGCUCUGGCCCUGAGGCUGAAGUCCAAGCCCAGGGUUUGACUCAUCGACCCAGGAAACUGUCACUUCCUUUUGUCACUGCUUGCUCUCCCGCCAGCCUAAUUCCAUUCUUUUCGUCUCCCAGAUCUUAAAAGGUCCACGAAGGGGCAAGUCAUAAGCAGCCUGCCUCCUUGCUCUCAGGCCUCUCCCUAAUAAUAAUAGGGUAUUUCUGUCUUUUAAGGACCAGGUUAAAGUUGAGGCAGGCCAUUGUUAUCCCUCUGAUCUCUGUAGCUCAUUUCCAUAGCGUAUUCCUUUCCCAACAAUCCAUCUUAACGCCUCCUACCAGCUAUCUUGGUGCCUCCUCCAAGGGCCAUACUGUCUUGCCUCGCCUGAGGGCUUAAGUAAGUCCUUAUGCUGUAUUAGUUUCAUUGUCAGAACAAAUUAAAAUU